Molecule: messenger RNA, 918 nt
Organism: Microstroma glucosiphilum
Lineage: Eukaryota; Fungi; Basidiomycota; Exobasidiomycetes; Microstromatales; Microstromataceae
Product: Aldo/keto reductase
Exons: 3
Coding region: 1-918 (305 amino acids)
Molecular function (GO): oxidoreductase activity
Source: RefSeq, a predicted model, not a curated record
AUGACCAAGCUCAACAACGGCAACCUCAUCCCCUCUGUCGCUCUCGGUGUGUACAAGGCCCCCAACGACAACACCACUGAGCAGGCCGUCGAGUGGGCUCUUGACGCCGGUUACCGUCACAUUGACGGUGCUGCCCGAUACGCCAACGAGGAGGCCGUCGGAAAGGCCCUCAAGAACUGGUGCGCCAAGAGCGGUGUUCCCAGGGAGCAGGUCUUUGUUACCUCGAAGCUCUGGGACGCUGACCACGAGCGUGCCGAGGAUGCCAUUGCCGACUCGCUGAAGAAGCUCCAGCUCGAGUACAUGGACAUGUACCUCAUCCACUCCCCAGGAAACAUGGGUGAGGAGGCCCGAAUCAAGGCCUGGAAGGGCCUUGAGGACGCCGUUGACAAGGGACUCAUCAAGAACAUUGGUGUCUCUAACUUCGACGUUGAGGAACUCGACCACCUGAUGCAGCACGUGCGCAUCAAGCCCGCCGUGAACCAGAUUGAGUCGCACCCCUUCUUCCAGCACGAGGAGCUGCGUGAGGCUACCAUCUCUCGUGGUAUCCACAUCCAGGCCUACUCGCCCAUGGCUCAGGGUGCCGCUCUGGACCGAAGCGAGAUCAAGACCAUUGCUACCAAGCACGGCAAGACCCCCGCUCAGAUCCUCCUCCGAUGGGGUCUACAGAUCGGCAACAUCAUCCUGCCCAAGUCGCUGACCCAGCACCGAAUCAUCUCCAACGCCCAGCUCUUCGACUUUGAGCUGGACGCUGAUGACAUGGAGCUCCUCAACUCCCUCGACGAGGGUAUGAAGAUGGGCAAGCUCGGCCCUGCCGGUACAAGUCAGCCCGCAUCGCCAAAUGCUACCAAGCCCAACUCGCGUAGGUCUUCUGGCAGCGGUGGACUGUCUGGCGGUGCUCUCAAGAUGACCUCCAACUAA